Molecule: messenger RNA, 1215 nt
Organism: Procambarus clarkii (red swamp crayfish)
Lineage: Eukaryota; Metazoa; Arthropoda; Malacostraca; Decapoda; Cambaridae
Biological process (GO): DNA integration
Molecular function (GO): nucleic acid binding
Source: RefSeq, a predicted model, not a curated record
AUGGAGCGGGUCAGAUCAAGGUACUUCUGGUACGGGCUAUCAACGGAUGUUGCAAACUACGUGGCAUCAUGCCACUACUGUAGUAUGAACAAAAAAGCAUCCAAGACCAGCAGGCACGAGCUGCUUAAGUACCAUGCGGGUGCAUCAAUGGAAAGGGUACACUUGGACAUUUUGGGACCAUUGCCUAAGACUCCGAAAGGCAGCGAAUAUCUCCUGGUGAUGGUAGAUCAGUUCACUAAAUGGAUUGAGUGUGUGCCACUACCGUCCCAGACGGCAGAGGACACCGCCAGAGCAGCACUCGAUGGGUUCUUCACCAGGUUCGGGUAUCCGUUUGAGAUCUUCACUGACCAGGGCAGGAAUUUUGAAAGUGACUUGUUUACGAAACUCUGUGAAUUGAUGCACAUCCACAAGGCCCAGACUACCGCCUACAGGCCGUCGGCGAAUGGGCAGGUGGAAAGAUAUAACAGAACCAUCAUGGAUGCAUUGCGGUGUUAUGCCAGUUACCAACAUGACAGCUGGGACACCUAUAUUCAACACAUAGCAGGGACCAUCAGGUCUAGUGUGAACCGACAGACUGGCUUCACGCCCAACAAGUUAAUGCUCGGUUGGGAAACCAACCAGCCAAUAGAUUUAAUGUACCCCCGGGAGGUGCAACUUCAAUCAGAUGCAAUACCUUACUUAGCAAAUUUGCAGAGGGAAAUUGAGAAGGCGCAUGCAUUGGCACGGAAAUCUCUAUCUACAAACCAGGAACGAAUGAAGAGAUAUUAUGACCUACGGGCACGGCUACAGGUCUAUGAGAAAGGGGACCUGGUUUACCUGCUGGACACGGCACAGGUGAAGGGGCAGUGCCGGAAGAUCUCACCGCAGUGGAAGGGCCCAGGCGUCAUCAUCCACAAGUUCUCAUCUUGUUUAUUCAGGGUCAAGCUCCAGAAUGACAAUAUCACAGCAAAUCACGAUAAACUAAAGAAGUGCAAGGACCUUACAUGCCCGGGCUGGAUUGAGAAGUUUAAACGUCAUGUCACAGGUUCAGGACCCAGUGGGAGUGCCAUACAAGGACCUUUACUGUGUGUGUGUCGGCAACCAUACGAUGGAAAGUUUAUGGUGCAAUGUGAUAUGUGCGCGGAGUGGUUCCAUGGGGUUUGCGUGGGAGUGACUCUGGCGAGUGUACGGUCUAAACCAGAGUAUGCAUGUCCUCGGUGUGAGUCCUCGGUGUGA